This is a messenger RNA of Penicillium odoratum, 576 nucleotides long. Its product is annotated as rRNA-processing FCF1 family protein. The transcript is spliced from 4 exons. Bases 1 to 576 code for a protein of 191 amino acids. Gene Ontology annotation, cellular component: nucleolus; small-subunit processome. Lineage: Eukaryota; Fungi; Ascomycota; Eurotiomycetes; Eurotiales; Aspergillaceae. The record is from RefSeq and is a predicted model, not a curated record.
AUGGGCGUGCAAAGGAAAGUUCGCAAAUUUGCCGUCACCAAGCGAGCAAUCUCCCAACGUGAUGCUCGUCUCAAAGAUGACAAAAGCGAUAAGAAAGGCAAACCCACCAAUGAUGAUGUAGUCCGAGAAGCACCCCAGGCCCCUUCAUCGCUCUUUUUUCAAUACAAUACGGCCCUAGCGCCGCCGUAUUCCGUUCUUGUUGAUACCAAUUUCAUAUCCCACACCAUUCAGCAUAAGCUGGAUGUCAUUCCAACCAUGAUGGAUUGCCUCUAUGCCAAGUGUAUCCCUGUUAUCACUGAUUGUGUGCUGGCUGAGCUGGAGAAGCUGGGCCAGAAGUACCGCCUAGCUCUGCGUGUCGCCAAGGAUCCCCGGUUCGAGAGAAUCAAAUGCGACCACCCAGGUACCUAUGCUGAUGACUGUCUUGUUGACCGGAUCAUCAAGCAUCGCGUCUAUAUUGUGGCGACCAACGAUCGUGAUCUUAAGAGGCGGAUUCGGAAAAUACCCGGUGCACCUAUAAUGAGCGUUGCCCGGGGAAAAUAUGUCAUUGAACGACUACCGGAUGCUCCUGAGAAGUGA